UUCCUCCUCUUAGAAGUUUCCAGCGGCAAAAAACUUUAGCUUUGGUUCCAAAUUUAUGCGCGCAAUUAGGGAUUUUUCUGAGGAUAGUUUGAGAGAAGAGUAAGAAUCAUGAGCUUGAAGAGUAGAGGAAUAGGAGGAGAGGCUUCACCGAGGAGUAUGGUUUCCAAAAAAUGGACCUUUCUUCUUUGCCUUGGAAGCUUCUGCGCUGGGCUGCUCUUCACAAAUAGAAUGUGGACAAUGCCUGAACCAAAAGACAUCAUCAGGCGAACUGGAACAGAAGAGAUUAAGAUGAAUCUAGUUUCCAGCGAUUGUAAUAUUAAGUCUAUUAAGAAACAAGAGUCCAAUGACAUCAUAGGUGAAGUUUCAAAAACCCACCAUGCCAUACAGACUCUGGAUAAAACAAUUUCAAAUUUAGAAAUGGAAUUAGCUGCUGCAAAAGCUGCACAAGAAUCAAUUCUUCAUGGUUCUCCAGCCUCAGAAACAGCAAAACCUACUGAAUCUUUGAAGAAAAGAAAAUAUUUGAUGGUUGUUGGAAUAAAUACAGCAUUUAGCAGUCGUAAGCGAAGAGAUUCAGUUCGCGCUACAUGGAUGCCACAAGGUGAAAAAAGAAAGAAGCUAGAGGAAGAAAAAGGCAUUGUCAUUCGAUUUGUUAUUGGUCACAGUGCCACCUCGGGUGGAAUUCUUGAUAAAGCUAUUGAAGCAGAGGAUAUGAAGCAUGGGGAUUUCAUGAGGCUGGAUCAUGUUGAAGGGUACCUUGAAUUAUCAGCCAAGACUAAAGCAUACUUUGUUACUGCCGUCUCUAUGUGGGAUGCUGAAUUUUAUGUAAAGGUUGAUGAUGACAUACAUGUAAAUAUAGCAACUUUGGGAAAUACUUUAGCAAGGCUUCGCUCGAAGCCGAGGGUGUAUAUUGGUUGCAUGAAGUCGGGUCCAGUCCUGGCGCAGAAGGGAGUGAGGUAUCAUGAACCUGAGCAUUGGAAAUUCGGGGAAGCAGGUAACAAGUAUUUCCGUCAUGCCACUGGUCAACUAUAUGCUAUUUCAAAGGAUUUGGCAAACUACAUAUCCAUAAACCAACAUGUUCUACACAAGUAUGCAAAUGAGGACGUUUCAUUAGGUUCUUGGUUUAUUGGCUUAGAUGUGCAACAUAUUGAUGAUCGUAGGCUAUGCUGUGGCACCUAUCCUGACUGUGAAUGGAAAGCACAAGCUGGAAACCUCUGCAUAGCCUCGUUCGAUUGGAGCUGCAGUGGCAUCUGCAAGUCUGCAGAAAGGAUUAAAGAGGUCCAUCAACGAUGCGGCGAAGGAGAAAAUGCAAUAUGGAAUGCGGUUUUCUAAUGCAUUCAAGAUUUGUGAGAUGUAUUUUAGUAUUGAACUGAAAUAGGAUCACAAAUUUUAAAUGGAUUUUGGUAGGAGAGGGCAUCUUCUAUUAUAUAUAGAUAUAUGUUUUUUCUUUCUUCUUUUUGUGAGAUCGCCAUUGUAGAUGAUAGAGAAAGAAUGAUGAAGAUAUGAAGGAGAGGGAGAGGCUGCUUGCCUCCCUCCCACAUUCUUCACCUAUGCUUUGAUGAGCAACUUUGUACUUUGUAAAACUUGGUUCAAAUCAAUAUAUUGCUGAUUUUCAAUAA
Molecule: messenger RNA, 1616 nt
Organism: Dendrobium catenatum
Lineage: Eukaryota; Viridiplantae; Streptophyta; Magnoliopsida; Asparagales; Orchidaceae
Product: probable beta-1,3-galactosyltransferase 2
Exons: 11
Coding region: 109-1329 (406 amino acids)
Cellular component (GO): Golgi membrane
Molecular function (GO): hexosyltransferase activity
Source: RefSeq, a predicted model, not a curated record